AGCAAAUGGGAAAACAAUUCGAAAAUGUUAAAAGAAAUCAAUUAUUAAACAAUAUUUUUUUAAUAUUUUACAAAAUACAUCCAUUCCUGGAUCACCAUAUGCAUUACGGAAUGUUAUAUAGUAUAUAAAAAGUCCCUAGCGUAGAAGUUAUGUAACUCUGGCCAUCACUUCAUUUACAUUUAAAAGUUGGGUUAUAUGGAUUAGGUUAUGUUCAAUUUCAUGAAAAAUUUGGCAACAUGACGUUUAUGAAAUUUAUGAAUCCUAUAUUUAGAUAUCGAUCUCAAAUACUUUCUAACAAUUUAUUCUGCCAACAAAUCAGGACAUGCAAAACUCGCCAGUCCGCAGUAACAAAAUCAGUGAAGACUGAGGUCGACACAAAUGUAAAACCGAUAGGAGAAAAGGUGAAAGAGACGACAAAGACUGCCUCAUAUUUAGGAAUAAUUUUGUUAGGAGUUGGGGUAACUGGUACAUUAUUUUAUGCAGUUUUUCAUGAGCUAUUUUCAAGUAAAAGCCCCAAUAACGUUUAUUCACAAGCAGUAGAAAGAUGUAAAUCAGACGUGAGAGUUCAGGAUAAACUUGGGCUUCCAAUUUCGGCAUUUGGGGCUGAGACAAGUCGUCGUCGCAGACAGCAUGUUAGUCACAUCAUUUUCCAAAGGGAAGGACGGCAGUGCAUAAGAAUGAAAUUUUACCUUAAAGGAAGUUUUCAUCAGGGCACUGUCCAAUUAGAAAUGAUUCAGAAUGAUUCGGGCAAUUAUGAGUACCGUUAUAUGUUUAUCCAAGUUGAUGAUUUGUUACAAACUACAUUUAUUUUAGAAGACAACAGAGACAAAUUCACUUCUGCACCACAGUUGGAGUUGUCAUUGUAAAUAAAAUUCUGUAAAUACAAAAAUAUAAAAAUU
Zophobas morio is the source of this 899-nucleotide messenger RNA. RefSeq names its product mitochondrial import inner membrane translocase subunit Tim21-like. Gene Ontology annotation, biological process: protein import into mitochondrial matrix. Gene Ontology annotation, cellular component: TIM23 mitochondrial import inner membrane translocase complex. Lineage: Eukaryota; Metazoa; Arthropoda; Insecta; Coleoptera; Tenebrionidae. The record is from RefSeq and is a predicted model, not a curated record. The coding region runs from base 237 to 866 and encodes 209 amino acids. The transcript has 3 exons.